Vanrija pseudolonga is the source of this 714-nucleotide messenger RNA. RefSeq lists its product as uncharacterized. The coding region runs from base 1 to 714 and encodes 237 amino acids. The transcript is spliced from 3 exons. The record is from RefSeq and is a predicted model, not a curated record. Lineage: Eukaryota; Fungi; Basidiomycota; Tremellomycetes; Trichosporonales; Trichosporonaceae.
AUGGGCAAAACGCUGUGGGCUUCGCUCACUUCCCAAGCGGCCGCCGCGAACUGGACAGCACUUGAUGCCGAGAUUCCUGGAGUUGUUCGACUCACCGACGCCACCUACGAGUCUGUCUUUGAGGAGAGCCAGCCUCAGGACGUUUGGAUCGUUCUCGUCCACGGAAAGGAGAGCGAGCCGCUCUCCAAGGCGUUCCUCGAGAUCCAGAAGAAUGCCAGUCUGCUGUUCGACGAGGAGCGCGAGUCUGCCGAGCCACGCCAGCCCUCUGGUCUCUCCGCCGAGGUCAACUUCAAGUUUGGCCGUGUCGACUACUUUGAGGAGUACCACCUCUGCACGCGAUGGCUCAUCUUCCGCGCGCCCAUCAUGGCCAUUGUCACCGACCGCGGAUCAGUUCUCCGCUUUGUCAAGCCCAACAACAUUUCGCCAACAGGAGAGUUCCUCUACAAGGCUCUCUCGGGCGACCACUGGCGCGAAGUGCCUGUUUGGGAAGGGAGCCUGAGGCCUGGGGGCAGCAAUGGUUGGAUCGUCGAGAAGUACCUGUGGGCUGUGGACGAGUGGACUCGCCUCACCAAGGACGUGCCCAAGGUCGUCUGGCUCCUGCUGAUGCCCACUGUCGGUCAAUUCAUCAUGACCUGGCUCCACAGUGGGAACCAGCCCCAGGCUGCCGGACCACAGGGUGGUCAGCGACCCCCGCAGAACGCCAAGACUGAGUAA